Messenger RNA from Ostrinia furnacalis (Asian corn borer), 572 nucleotides. It is a transcript of the gene Sdhaf3, whose product is annotated as Succinate dehydrogenase assembly factor 3. The transcript is spliced from 3 exons. Gene Ontology annotation, cellular component: mitochondrial intermembrane space; mitochondrion. Gene Ontology annotation, biological process: succinate metabolic process; mitochondrial respiratory chain complex II assembly. NCBI's taxonomy places the organism in Eukaryota, Metazoa, Arthropoda, Insecta, Lepidoptera, Crambidae. The record is from RefSeq and is a predicted model, not a curated record. Bases 144 to 521 code for a protein of 125 amino acids.
AUAGCCAAAAGAAAAAAAAAGUCAGAGAGUCACGAAAGUAGACAUUGUUUUUUAGCCGUAAAUUUUAAUGAAAAUUUAUAGAAAACUUAUCAAAUCGUAUUGAGUAUGUUUUUUUGUUGUUCCUAAAAUAUUUUUUAUUCAGAAUGUCUGGUGCUGAACAUAUUUUCCGCGUCCGAAGACUAUAUAAGUUGAUAUUCCGCGUGCACAGAGCGCUGCCGGCGGAACUGCGUGUGAUGGGAGACAAUUACGCGAGAGAAGAGUUCAAACGGCACAAGAAAUGUAAUCCAGAAGAAGCUCGGAUAUUUCUAAACGAAUGGACUGACUAUGCAAUAGGCCUCGCACAGCAGAUGAAGCCACUGCAGCAAGCUAAACGUAAGACAGUCGGCAAGUACAUAGAUCCCCAGUUACUGGACCACAUGACCGAUGACCAGAUCGUUCAACUUUACGAACUGCACAAAGCCGCCACACAAGAAGACACAGAAAAUACGGACAGUACCAAAGACACAGUUGAGAAAAAGUGAAGUAAGGCGAUUAUCCCACUGCGCCGCGCUCCGCUGCGGUACGCGGGACGA